AGUUACAACCUGGCAUUUCCGAUUAUGAACUUAUGGUCUUAAACCUGUUACCUCUAGUUUGUUUAUAUCGUUAUCAUGAUCUGUAGAGACGAGUUUGAAUUAAAAAACGUGGAGUAAUAGCACAAAUCAAAUGAAAAAAAAAAAUAUCCAUGUGCAAUUUUCAGAAAAAGGACCGGAAUAAUGUAGUCAUGAGGUGUAUGAGAAUAUGAAUAUUUACCCAACUGUUUAUUUCUUACGGUUCUGUUGCCUUCAUACUUUGAACCAGAAUUAAACGACAAAUAUGCAAAAGCAGAGCGAGGAUGAAGUAGCUGUAAAUUCAAUCAACUUGGCCCAGUACUAUGAGGAUAAGGAUAUACCUGGCAGGUCCUUCGCUCACUUCUUAGUCGCACUGAAGCUCAAACCUGAAUGGAAGCAACAAUUCAAAACAGACUUUUUAGCAGUUUUGUAUAAAUUUGGGUUGUAUCUUCAAUCUGAAGAGAGAUUUGAAGAUUUGUUUGCCUGCUAUGAAGAAGCAAUUGAAACUUAUCCAGGCGAGAAAGAGAUAUUGACAAAUCUUGGUGGUCAUCUCAUAAGGAUAGGAUUUGUCAAAGAAGCAAGGAAGUAUUUUAAAAGUGCAUUAGAGAGGGACGAAAAUUACCUCCCUGCGUUUCACAAUUUUCAAAGUGCCACAAAUCUCCUGGUUGAAAAAUGGCACUUCAAGAUGCUGAAUGAUUCUUUUAGGAACAAAGCGCUGAAGGAAUCCAUAUCAAAAAUGAUUAAAAACGGAUCAAAGAAUGUCAUUGAUAUUGGCACUGGUACUGGACUUUUGAGUUUAUAUGCUAUCAAAGAAGGUGCUGAAAACGUUUUCGCUUGUGAAUACUCUGAAGCAAUGUACGACAUAGCUGGUGAUGUUUUUAGCAAAAAUAAUGUUAAAAAUAAAGUGAAGCUUUUAAAAAACAUAUCAAACAAUUUAAUGAUACCUAAUGACAUUCCAUUCAGAUGUUCAUUAGUUGUUAGUGAAAUAGUUGAUGCAGGCCUUUUUGGAGAAGGGAUAUUGCAGACAUUAAUCCAUGCUUGGAAUAAUCUCAUUGUGAGACCCGAGGAAGAUGGACGUUCAGGAAAUGUUAUACCACUUCGGGCGACAUUGUUUGCAGCGCCAAUCCAAUGUUUGUCAGUCGCUAGAAAGUACAUGAAUUUACCAAAAAUAAGAAAAAAGCCUUGUCAAGAUUUGAGUCCUCUUUCUUUAUCACAUCUGAACAACGAUCCAUACGAUUUGGAGUACCUUAAAUAUUUGGAUUAUGAACUCUUGAGUGAUCCUAUUGAAUUGUUUAACGUUGAUUUCACCAGCGUUAAAAACAUGGAAGACCAUCUUAACGGUGCUAAUAAUUUAAAUGUAACAUUUAAUUGCAAACAAGGAUUUCUGGAUGGGUUUGCCGCCUGGUUUGAUUUAUAUCUAGACGAAGAAAAUAAAAUUUCAUCCUCUCCUUUAUCUCAAGAUUAUACAUGUUGGGGGCAGGCAAUUUUCCCUUGUUAUACUUCAUACUAUCUCAAGACUGAUGAUCAAGUUUCAACAUACGCUUCUUGCACAAAUGGCAAACUAGUAAUAAGACAUAACAAAAUAAACGAGAUUGAUGUUGAUACAAAAAAGUUAAUAAAUAUCGAACAGUCAGCUAUUAGAUAUAUCAAUUCAUCAUCCUUAUUGAACUUCAUGUAUGAUGCAAUAGCUGAUAUUAAACAUAAAAAUGAUUUGUUAAUCGUUGAUUUAUCGCCGUUUCCUUAUGGUGGGAUUCAAUUUUUGAAUUAUAAUUCGAAAGUGAUUUGUAUUAAUAAAUCAGGAGAAUCUUUGAAAAAGUGCACCAAAACAUUAUUGAAUUCAAACUCGUUGAUUGUUAAAACAUGGGAAGAGUAUAUAUUGCACGAUUUCGAAAAAAUGUUAUUCGAUGUCAUUGUUGUGGACCUACUUCACACAAUCGGGGAAUUGUCUGAAAACAACUUUUCCCAAUUUAUUCAAUUGAGAACUAAGUUGAAACCAAAUGGAAUAAUAAUACCAUCCUGUUUGAACUUUUGGUGUCAACUAAUUUACUCGGAACAAUUGGCAUAUGAGCACAAGGUCUAUGAUGCUAAUUUAGACAUUGGUGAUUUUAAAAUUGCUGAUGUUAUUAAUGAAUAUAAGACAAGUACCCACAUUGAGAUAGAUGCAUCGGCGUUAAAAUUCACAAAACUUUCUGAUAAGAUUCCCAUUGGUAGCUUAAACCUAAAAACUUGCAACUGCCAAGAUGUUGACAUUUUCCAGGGUAAAAUCCACAUCAGUCAAACGGGAAAAGUAAAUGCAAUAUUACAUGGAUAUAGUUACCAAUAUGGAGAUCACCUGUACGAUUCUUCUUCACAUGAUUCGCAUGUGUACCAAGCGGCGGAAAUGUUAAUACAUGACAUAACAGUUAAUGAAAAUGAUAGUAUUGUUAUUUCUUGCCUUCACAGCAAUGGAAUAACAAAAUAUUCCAUUGUAAAUGAUCAUUAAAAUAUUUUUUAUGUA
This is a messenger RNA of Cimex lectularius (bed bug), 2512 nucleotides long. RefSeq names its product protein arginine N-methyltransferase 9-like. The record is from RefSeq and is a predicted model, not a curated record. Gene Ontology annotation, biological process: peptidyl-arginine methylation. Lineage: Eukaryota; Metazoa; Arthropoda; Insecta; Hemiptera; Cimicidae. The transcript is spliced from 7 exons. Bases 281 to 2497 code for a protein of 738 amino acids. Gene Ontology annotation, molecular function: protein-arginine omega-N monomethyltransferase activity; protein binding.